Messenger RNA from Solanum verrucosum, 1754 nucleotides. RefSeq names its product cyprosin-like. The transcript is spliced from 14 exons. The record is from RefSeq and is a predicted model, not a curated record. The coding region runs from base 107 to 1633 and encodes 508 amino acids. NCBI's taxonomy places the organism in Eukaryota, Viridiplantae, Streptophyta, Magnoliopsida, Solanales, Solanaceae. Gene Ontology annotation, molecular function: aspartic-type endopeptidase activity. Gene Ontology annotation, biological process: lipid metabolic process; proteolysis.
AGUUAAGCUCUAUAAGUUGACUCACCAUUCUUGUUUUGCUCAUUCUAGGUUUCUCCUAAAACCUAAAACUUUUCAAAUUUUCCGGUCUAGAUUCUUUGUGCCAAGCAUGGGUACUGGAUAUGGAGCCUGUUUAGCUGCACUGUGUUUGUUGCUUUUUUUAUCCCCUUUGGUGUUUUCGGUAUCAAAUGAUGGACUGGUCAGAGUUGGAAUUAAGAAGAGGAAGUUGGAUCAGACCAACCAAGUUUUUGGGGGCAUUGAUUCUAAUGGAGUGCAUUCUGCAAGAAAGUACCGUCUUGGUGGAAAUGUAGGAGAUUCAGACACUGAUAUUAUUGCACUAAAGAACUACUUGGAUGCUCAGUACUUUGGUGAGAUUAGCAUUGGCUCACCACCUCAAAAGUUCACUGUCAUCUUUGAUACUGGAAGUUCUAAUCUUUGGGUGCCCUCCGCAAAAUGUCAUUUUUCACUUGCUUGUUAUCUCCACCCGAAAUACAAGUCAGGUCACUCCAGUACCUACAAAAAGAAUGGGACAUCUGCUGCAAUCCACUAUGGAACUGGAUCUAUUUCUGGAUAUUUUAGCAAUGACAAUGUCAAAGUUGGCGAUCUUGUUGUCAAAGAUCAAGACUUUAUUGAGGCAACUCGAGAACCAGGCAUCACCUUUUUGGCAGCCAAAUUUGAUGGUAUUCUUGGACUUGGAUUUCAAGAGAUAUCUGUAGGGAAAGCUGUCCCUGUCUGGUACAAUAUGGUAAAUCAAGGUCUUGUAAAACAAUCUGUCUUCUCAUUCUGGUUCAAUCGGAAUGCUGAAGAGGAGGAAGGAGGUGAACUUGUUUUCGGUGGAGUUGAUCCCAAACAUUUCAAGGGUGAACAUACAUAUGUUCCUGUAACUCACAAAGGCUACUGGCAGUUUGAUAUGGGUGACGUGCUUGUCGAUGGUGAAACAACUGGAUUUUGUUCUGGUGGUUGUUCAGCAAUUGCAGACUCUGGAACAUCCUUAUUGGCAGGACCAACAACCAUUAUUACUCAAAUUAAUCAUGCUAUUGGAGCGUCAGGAGUCGUCAGCCAGGAGUGCAAGUCAGUAGUCAGUGAAUAUGGAAAAACUAUACUGGAUCUACUCGAAUCAAAGGCAGCGCCUCAGCAGAUCUGCUCCCAAAUCGGUUUAUGCUCCAAAGAUGGUGGACGAGAUGUUAGCAUGAUUAUUGAGAGUGUGGUGGACAAACACAAUGAGGCUUCGAAUGGCGUGCAUGAUGAGAUGUGCAGGGUUUGUGAGAUGGCUGUGGUGUGGAUGCAAAACCAAAUAAGGCGAAAUGAAACUGCAGAUAGAAUCUUUGACUAUAUGAAUAAGCUUUGCGACCGAUUGCCCAGUCCAAUGGGAGAAUCUGCAGUUAAUUGCAACAGCCUUGCUUCCAUGCCUAAUGUUUCCUUUACCGUUGGUGAUAAAACAUUUGAGCUGACGCCGCAGCAGUAUGUCCUUAAAGUUGGUGAGGCUCCUGUUACGCAGUGCAUAAGUGGAUUCACAGCAUUAGAUGUGCCGCCUCCUCGUGGACCCCUUUGGAUCUUGGGAGAUGUUUUCAUGGGUCGCUACCACACAGUGUUUGAUUCCGAGAAAAUGAGAGUUGGGUUCGCGGAAGCAGCUUAAAUGCCUCUGUUUAUUUCUGUGUUAUGCCCUCUAAGUAUCACGUUGUCUUUUGAACGAGAAAAUUGUCUGCGCGUGUAAAUAAAUAACUGAUGCUUGAAUCUGUUUGCUGGUUUUUUUAAAA